AUGGCAGCCCCCAAUGCUGAUGGACUUCAGGCACUCCUUUCUACCCUUCAGAAUUCUUUUGAAACCAAAAUCAUCCUCAGUAUAAUCAAUCUGUUGGAUGAACUGUUGUCAGCAGGUACGGAUCGGCGGGUACAUUAUUUGAUCUCCAAAGGGGGCAGUGAGGCUCUACUCCAGGCCUUUGUGAAUACAGCCAGUUCCAUCUCCCCUGACUACAAUGUUCUGCUUCCAUUGUUGCACCUCCUGGCAAAGGUGGGCCACCGAGACAGGAAGGUUGGGGAGAAGGCAGAGAAGGUGGGGGCUGUGCUCCUGACAUUGUCCCUGUUAAAACAGAAUGUGGAGCAUGCAAGAAGGGCUGCAGCAUGCCUUUGGGUGCUGAGAGUUUUCUGUUCCUCAGCUUCUGCUGCAGCCUUACUUGGUGAAAAUCAGUGCCUAGAUGCUGUUUUCAAACUAAUAUCUCCUAAUGCAACGAAAAACACCCGCACUGUGAAAGCGGCAGUAGAUGCUUUUGCAGGACUUUUGCGUUCAAAGGCCAAUGGGCGGCGUGCCGCUGCCAAGGGCUACGUCUCAGGCCUGCUGAGGCUGUAUGAGGACUGGCACCACAGAGAAGUCGAUCAUACUCGCGUCACCAUCUGCAGGGCACUGCUGCACUGCCUAAACCAAGCAAUCAACACCAGCGCUGCUAAUGCUGCCCUGCUUGCGGACGGGGGUCUCGGCCUGCUGUUCCGCACCACACAAGCUUGCUUGGACAAUGAGAAGCUCCUGCCUCUAGUGGAGCCUGCCGUUCAGCUAAUGCGGAAGUGUUAUCCAAAGAGCUCCAUUCCCAUCACAUCAGAGUGGAGUACCCAUGUCUUUCCCCUGCCUUCUGGUUCCCCCAUGGCAAGGAACACUGUGCCAGAGACCCAAGAUGAAGAUUUAGAAGAAGAUAAUGAGGAUGAUAAUGAAAGCAGCAACGACCAUAUGUUGUUGAGGAGGAUGUUGGUCCUCAUCCUUUCUGGAAAUAACCCCAAUGGUCACAAAAGUGAGGAGGGUGCACAAGAGACUCCCACAGAAGUCAGCAGCACUCUCCCCCCACUGCUAGUGUCACUGGGAGACAGGAAGGAUGAUGACCAGGAGAUUAAUCUAGACAAGCUGCGGGCCCAGUCCGAGCCUGACAGACCCUGCGACCAGCUGGGACAGUAUGCUAGGCUAUGCUCAGAGCUGCACCAUGACUUCCAGGAUCUGGACUCAAGAUCAGAAAGGAAGGCAAGCGCAGAUGGACAGGAUCCAGUGGCUAAUGGCUGCAACUUCGAAGCUGAAAAAUGCAACAUUUUCAGACCUGAAAGCUGCUUGAAUGAAGAGAGGACCCUUCGAUCACUGUGUGUUCUUCAAGAAAGCCAGACCCCCCAUGAGGGAUCAGAAAAGCUUUGUUUUCUGAACGAGCCCCCACAGGCCAGUGGUUUUCAUGGCAGCUGCCUCCGGAAGCAUGAUAUGGUGGCCAAGUUACUAGAGAAGUACAGGACCCAUCCCCCACAUCACUCACUAUACUCUGUCCCUCAUGACUCGCAUAUCUACACUGGUGCUGCUGCUACUAGGACAAAGUCUGUAGCUGGUUACUCAGUUAUGGCCUUCCCUGACUACUGGGGACAUCUCCCACCACAGAUCCAGGAGCCAAUGGUAGUGCGGCAACCAAACAUACAAAGAAAGAAAAUUUUUGAGGAUAUCCAGCGAUUUAUCUGCCCUGAUGAACUGAUCAACAAAAUUGUUUUUGACCUGGAAGAUCCCAGCCCGCAGGCUUCAGAUCUUUCCAACAGCCUGCAGUUCUUCUCAGGAUUUGAGAGUGGAAACCUCCGAAAGGCUAUCCGUGUACGCCGGAAUGAGUACGACCUGAUCCUGAAUUCAGAUGUCAACUCCUCUGAAAAUCAUCAAUGGUUCUACUUUGAGGUCAGCGGUAUGGAGUCUGCUGUAUGCUACCGCUUCAACAUUAUCAACUGCGAGAAAGCCAACAGUCAGUUCAACUAUGGGAUGCAACCUGUCUUGUUUUCUGUGCGGGAAGCUCUCGAGGGACGGCCAUACUGGGUUCGGAUUGGAAGUGAGAUCUGCUACUACAGAAACCAUUACUGCCCGUUCCAAGGUCCCAGGGGCUCCUCCUACUACACGCUCACCUUCAGUAUGAUCUUCAAACACAGUGAGGAUGUUUGUUAUCUCGCCUACCAUUACCCCUACACCUACUCUGCCCUUCAGAACCACUUGAAGAUCCUUCAGGAGUCUGUGGAUUCCCGUAAGAUCUUUUUUCAGCAGCAAACCUUGUGCAGCACGAUUGGGGGAAACUCUUGUCCUGUGGUCACCAUUACCGCCUGCCCAACCUCUCACAGCUGGACUCACUUGCAUCAGCUCCACAACCGACCUUAUGUGGUGCUGACAGCAAGAGUGCAUCCUGGUGAGAGCAAUGCUAGCUGGGUGAUGAAGGGCUCUCUGGAGUUCCUGUGCAGUGAUGACCCUGUGGCUGAAGCUCUGCGUGAAAUCUACAUCUUCAAGAUUAUUCCUAUGCUCAACCCAGAUGGCGUCGUGAAUGGCUCGAGCCGCUGUGCAUUAAGUGGUGAGGAUCUCAACAGGCAGUGGAAGAAGCCUGACCCCAAUCUUAGUCCCACCAUCUACCAUGCCAAGGGUCUUCUGUCCUACCUCAGCAGCACUGGGAGAAGCCCACUGGUGUUCUGUGAUUACCAUGGCCACUCGAGGAAGAAGAAUGUUUUUCUCUACGGCUGCAGUGUGAAGGAGACCCUGUGGUAUUCAGGAUCUGUGAUCAACACUGCCACUCUGAAAGAAGACACAGGGUACCAUACAAUUGCAAAGGUUCUGAGCCAGCUGGCCCCGGCCUUCUCCCUGAACAGCUGUAGCUACGUGGUGGAGAAAUCCCGGGAGUCUACAGCACGUGUGGUAGUGUGGCGGGAAAUGGGUGUGCACAGGAGCUACACCAUGGAGAGCACUUACAAUGGCUGCAACCAGGGCAUCUACAAGGACAUGCAGCUGGGCACAAGGGAGCUGGAGGAGAUGGGCGCACACUUCUGUGCAAGCUUGCUGUCCCUGAGAAGGAACUCUGUUCUCUGUAAUGCGAAGCUCAUGCACCAUGCUACUGCACUUCUUGACCUGGAAGUCAACCCCCCGGACCAUUCUUCCCAGAAGUCCUUUGAGGAUGAUGAGCCACCAUGCAGUGAGACAAUUGAGUAUUGUGGCAACUAUUAUCUGAAACACAGUGGAGACGAGCUUGACUCUGAGAUUAAUGACAACGUCUCCAGCUCAGAGGAGGAGGAUGAGAAGGAUGAGGAAGAUGACAAUGAUGAUGACAAAGAGAUAGAUUGCCUAAUUAGACACUGCAGUGUGGUGAACGACAAUUCCUGCCCCGAGCAGAACAAGGGGAAAACCUUUCCACCACCCCUACCCUGCAACAGGAACAUUGAAGUUGCCUACACCUGCAUGAGUGAUAACUCUUGGACUCAGCUGACCAGUCUCCUGUCUAGGGUGUACCCAAUUUUGAAGUGA
Messenger RNA from Scleropages formosus (Asian bonytongue), 3516 nucleotides. It is a transcript of the gene agbl1, whose product is annotated as AGBL carboxypeptidase 1. Lineage: Eukaryota; Metazoa; Chordata; Actinopteri; Osteoglossiformes; Osteoglossidae. Gene Ontology annotation, biological process: proteolysis; C-terminal protein deglutamylation; protein side chain deglutamylation. The transcript has 28 exons. Gene Ontology annotation, molecular function: metallocarboxypeptidase activity; zinc ion binding. Bases 1 to 3516 code for a protein of 1171 amino acids. The record is from RefSeq and is a predicted model, not a curated record.